AUUCAAAACAUAGACUAGGCCUAGGCCUAAGUAUAUUUAGAUUAAUGUGCUAUAAAUAAUUCUCCCUUAAUUAUUAUCAUUGAAGUUAUUUUCUUAUGAACUAAUGGAUAAAAGAUAUAUUUUAAAUCACUAUUAUAUCAAAAUAUAUUUUAAAUAGCUUUGGUUUCCCCGGAUAUUUUCAAUGCGGGAAAUACAAAAUGUCGGAUAAGCGGUCGUUGUAUCGAGCGGCUCCAGCUGAAGACAGCAACAAGGAAAAGAGGCGAUCACUUAGCCAAGGAAGGUUGGUAAGCAAGCCAGCAUUAGCUGAUAGCCUGACUGUGUACGCUUGUCCGGGGGAGUACACUGCUAUACGUGAAAGCUAUGGAGAUGGUGAUGCUUCUGUCAUCUUGCCUCAUGAGGGCGCUGUACCAAUUAUGACUAUUGGUACCCCUCCAAGGCAGAUAUUAAGCAGUCUAUCCAACUUGUCCAGAACAUCUAACGAUGUGGCUAGUAAUCCUAGAAAGUUUCCUAGUGGCAGGUACUUCACUUCAUCCAGCCAGAACAUGACGCCUUCCUCCCCUUCGAAACCUAGGCCUACUCAUACAUUGGACUUGUCUGAUUCCGACCCUGAAAUCACUUUCCAGACGAGAUACCAGGGUUCGGAAGCUGUGUUUUCUCCAGUGCAGUUAGUGGAUGCUAGUGGAAGUAGAAGAGAUCCGAGCAUGGCUGAGGUUGACAUUAAAACUGAUAUUAUUCGGUCACCGGUAAAAGUAGUUUGUCAUGCCCCAACGGUUAUAGACAGUGAUCUCAGGAACAGUGGUUCUGUUGCAAAUACAGCAAGGAUUGCAGUUGACUCGGUGCCUUCAAUGAGCCUGCUCGGUGACCUUGAUGUCACCCAAGCUGGCGCUGGUAAGCUUGCAGGUCAAGAAGCAUUUUCUGGACGGCACAAGCAGCCAAUGGUCAUCAGGGAAAAAGCGACAUCCAUCACUGACAGUGAAUCAAUAAUGGAAGAAAUUGAGGCGGAAAUAUCGCGAUUAGAGAAAUCCAAGCUGAUUAUACCAAAAACGCCUGCAGAAAAACCAAGUGAAGCUGAAUUUAUGAAAGAGAAGAAAAAGAAACCAAAAGGACGAGUUGUCCAAUCAAGGUAUAAGCAGCCAACGAGUAAAGCAAACGAAAGCCAGUUUCAAAUCAGCUCACAUAAAAAACACCAAGGCUCAACAAAGAAGGCAGAUGUGUCCAGAAAAAUGUCAUCAACUAGUAAAGCAAAAGCAGGCCCACAGUCAGCCACAAAAAGGACUGUAAGAAUUGAUGAUGUUGCUAGGCAACUGAAGAGCUUCAAUGACUCCCAUCAGACAUCAAUUUCUAAGGAUGUCAAGGAAUCACACCAGAGGACAUCCAGAAGACAUCACAUCAGUGACUCAGAUCAGCUAACAUCCAAGAAUCAUCGUAACACUAGUGAUUCUCAGUUCUGCUACACACCAAUGGCUCGAGGGUCACAAACAGCUGGUGGAGCGACCUCUACCCCAGCUGGUUCUUUUGCGAAGAUGCCUGUGAUGCUGGAAGAGUCUAUUAUUGCACAGGCAGAUGCCUCCAUUAUUAACCAGUCAUCCAUAACAAGUGUAUCCCACAAUGCAACACAGAGGUCAUCCAAGGAAAAGCAUGAUGUUGAAAUUAGCCAGGCCUACUUGGAUAAGAUGUAUGACCAAUACCUACAAUGGAUAUUCCUUGACUCCAAAGCACGCAAAGCCUAUAAUGAACAGGAGAAAGAAGUCAUGUCUCAGUUUUAUGGAUUAUGGAUGGAAAAUGAAAAGAUAAGGAAACGCCAAUUUGCAUUGAAGCUUGAACUCGAGCGAGUAAAGCACAACAAUCGACUUGACCAACAUCUGGACAUACAGCGCCAAGGGCUAGGCCCAGUUGUAACCCACCUCAAGAAGUUUCAAGAGCAGUACAGGACUUUGGCCCAUGGAGUAGACACUACAAGACACCAGCUGCCUACCACUGGUAUAAUAAUACCUGAAAAUGAAGAGGAAUACCAAGAUGCAUUACAAAGAGCCCUCAAUGAAAGCCAGCAGUUGUUGGGUGAGAUAAGUCUCAUAACUAGUUGCCAACAAACAAACAUUACCAGCCUUGCCAAUGCAUCACAAAUGCUUGAGAAGGCAGUAGAAAAUGAACUCAAGGAAUUAUCCAGAUGUCAAGAACUUCUGACAAGUACCACAAAGCUAGCAACACAAGAAAGUUCCAUCAAGAUGCAACAGAUCCAGCAGAGGGGGUAUGCACAUUAAAGUGAUUCAAAACAAGCAGAUAAACAAUGAAGAGUUUUUUAACCUGACAAUUUCUCAUCCAAAACAACAUCCUAAGAUAAUGUUCCAAUCUUUGUUUUUCUAUUGUUCUGAAGUAGAUGUACAUUACAGCAUAAUAAAAGUGUGUGGAUGUUGAGCUUUGACAAUUCCCUCACUCUAAAUAUGACCAAUAAAAAGUAUUUAUUUUUUUGUAUGCAGAUAAGAAUAAAAUCAACCAAGUUGAUUCACAUUCAAAAAGGCAAAUUCCUACUGAAAGAGAAGGCAUACUUAACAGUUGAUUGAUACAAUUAUACUAUACUGUAAAAAUUUCAGAAAGCAUUCAGAGACCAUUAAUUCAAAUACAAUGGAAAAAAUAUAACCCAUCUGUCUGAUUACAUACAGUAACUCCACUAAGGACCUUGUAAAACACAGAGAUCCAAUUGACACACUCUGAGAUGUCACAAGGGUUAAUUUGUGACACAAAUGAUUCGGAUGAACAAAAUAGGUGUUCUAAUUCGUUUAUUGCUUCAAUCUUGUAGUUAAACUUGACUAUUUUUCAUCUGUCUGUCUGUCUUUUGACUAAACAAAACAUAACAUAUAUACUAUUUGAUGCUUAUGAUGCUUUUGCAAUAAAGGAAGGUAUUCCUUCCUCCAACACGUCCAGAAGAUCGAUGAAAGAUAUUGGACUUGAAGCCAUCUACGUUUACUGUACGCUUCUAACUCACCCACUGAAGCUGUUGAAGCCAUGUACGUUUACUGUACGCUUCUAACUCACUUACUGGAGCUGUUGAACCCUUUCUCAUUAAAAGUAGGUGAUUAGUUGUCAAGGGGUUGACAAGAUAUAUCGGUGAGGGGCCUUGAAUUAAGAAUAUUCUCCGCCUCGACUAAUACGGUAUGCAACACCUCACUGUUAACUGCCUGCUGUUUUAGGACACAAAAUUCUUCUGACUGACCUUAUUAGUCUCUCCCAAGUGCCUGCCACGAAAUGGCUGGCGGAGGGAGAAUUAAAAUGCCAUUCACACCCUCUUGUAUGGAGAGCUUCUUCUAUGGUUGUUUGACGCAUCCUAACCAAUGCCUGUCUUACUUCCUGUUCGCCGGCUAUGAAUUUUGUGCCGUUGUCCUCUUCAAGCCACACACUGGCGGCAUGCGUUAAUGAAUAAAUCUGCAUCCACAGAAUCGGCCACUUCUAGACUCUCAGCUCUCCUCGCCAAACAUGUGAAUAUGCAUCCAUAACGUUUGACAUUUGAUUGGCCUUGCUUGACCUCGAUGGGGCCAAAGUAUUUGACUCCUAUAAAGAUUAAAGAAAGCUCAUCAGCAUAAUGCUUCCUACAUGCAACACAAUUCCAUAAAGUCCUUUGACUACAGACUUACCUUUCAUAAUCCAGAAUUUUUCAUGAAGUGCGUUUAGGGUUACUGACCAACCACUGUCUCAAACUUACCACAUCCCUACAAUGAGGGAGAAUUUGAGCAUUGCUCAAUCUGCCUUCAACACUCAGAUGGUUGCCUUGAACUAUAGGUCUCAAUCUCUGGUCUCGUUGCCAAUUUGGAAAGAUUUGUUUCUAUUCCCAUGACAAUACAUGAUUGAAAGAAGGGCCCAAGUCCGUUCAAAAUGAAUUUGAGAAAAUGUUAAAAAAUAUUUAUUUCUGCAUUGCUUUAAGAUGUGCAAUUCUGCACUGUAUAUAGUAGCCCGGGGCACCUAAAUCCACAUAUAAAACUACAUGUUACAUGAUCUUAUAUAUUUUGUACGUUGUACAUGUCAAACAGGUCUUGACCACCAUAGUAAUGGGGGGGGGGGGUCUUUUUCAAUCUGAGUGGAACUUUUGGGGUCCAGGGGUUCUUGAAAAAUGUUGAAAACCAUUCCAAAUGCUCUUCUGGUGUUUUUGAGCUGCUUUCAAAUGAAUUUAUACAAUUUUCGUGAAUUAAAACUGAAUCAAUUUGAUAUGUGGAAAUAUUGAAGAAUCGGCAGUAGGCUAUACCAUGCAAUAUUGUUAGUAGAUGAAAUGUAGUAGGAAGUCUACAGAUACGAUCAUAUCACAUACAUCAUCAUCAUCAUCAUCUUCUUUGUUUACUGUGCACAAUGUCUUUUGAGUAUAGUCGCACAUAAAAACUACCAUGCAUGUCAUAGGCUUAUAAGGCCAAGGCACACAUUGACACUAAGGAGCAGGACUCCCUAUUCUGUGGGGGAUCGUUUGAUCCCCCUGGUUACAGGCCUGCUAAUGUUGGGGGGUGGGCAACGAAAAAAAUUUCUAAUCUUUUCAACCACUUCAUAAAAUGAGGUCGUUUAUGCAGCUGCUCAUUCAGCGAUGUCCCAGCAUACUUGGCUGCGCAGUCGUACACAACUCUAACCUUUCUUCUUGUAGGGGUGCAUCACUGGGUGGUGUGGAAGAUACCAUCCAUUAACUUUACUCCCUCAUUGGGUACUGGUUCAGCAUACCCCUUCUGGAUAUACCUUCGAUGACAUCAGUAUACAGUCUUCUCUUUAAAAAUGCUAAUCUGGACUCAUACUAGAAUUUCACAAAUCAUCUCUGACGGACAGAUAGAUGGAAAGUAGUCAAGUUUAACCAUGAGAUUGAAAGCAGUAAAUGAAUUAGAACAACUAGUUUGUGCGUCCGAGUCGUUUGUGUGACGUGUUAAUCCUGGUGACACCCCAGAGUUCGUGAAUUGAAUCUCUGCAUUCUACAGACUUAAUGACCCAAAUACCCCAUAAUCAAAACUAUGUAUAAGGGUAGGGACAUUACGCUGCUCCAUGAAGGACCUAACAACCUGCAUUAGCCCAACCUAAUCCAUCAAGGUGUAGGGAUGUUAUGAAAUGUAAUUUUUGGAUCGACUCUUGUGGUUAAUAUUUAGUUGGACUAAAAUAAAAUCACAAAAAUAUAUAUUUUUCAAUGUAAAACACUGCAAAUUGUAAUAUAUUAGUGUACUGAAAAUUUAUAAUAAAACACAAUAUGUUUGAA
This is a messenger RNA of Anneissia japonica, 5212 nucleotides long. Its product is annotated as fanconi-associated nuclease 1-like. Gene Ontology annotation, molecular function: microtubule binding. The record is from RefSeq and is a predicted model, not a curated record. NCBI's taxonomy places the organism in Eukaryota, Metazoa, Echinodermata, Crinoidea, Comatulida, Comatulidae. Gene Ontology annotation, biological process: spindle assembly; centrosome cycle. The coding region runs from base 198 to 2261 and encodes 687 amino acids. The transcript has 17 exons. Gene Ontology annotation, cellular component: nuclear microtubule; centrosome; cytoplasm.